Castor canadensis (American beaver) is the source of this 2085-nucleotide messenger RNA. Lineage: Eukaryota; Metazoa; Chordata; Mammalia; Rodentia; Castoridae. The record is from RefSeq and is a predicted model, not a curated record.
AGCAGCACCAUGCAGGCGGCGGCGGCUGCGUCCGUGCCCUUCUUACUGCUCUGCGUCCUGGGGACCUGCCCCCUGGCGCGCUGCGAACGGACAGGAGACGCUUCACUGGCCGAGCUGGAGAGGGGGCACGAAAACCGCUUCCUGGAGCGCCAGAGCACCGUGCCACUGCGCCUCAUUUACCGCUCUGGCGGCGAGGACGAAACUGGCCACGACGAGCUCAACACGCGGGUGCGGGGCGACCCCGGCAGCAGGCAGCUGACUCACGUUAACCAGGCAAGCUUUCAGGUUGAUGUCUUUGGAACAUUAUUCAUUCUCGAUGUCCUGCUAAACCAUGAUCUGCUAUCUUCUGAUUACGUAGAAAGACACAUUGACCAAGGAGGCAAGACUGUGGAAAUUCACGGAGGAGAGCACUGUUACUACCAGGGCCAGAUCCGAGGAAAUCCUGCCUCAUUUGUGGCAUUGUCAACAUGCCACGGACUUCAUGGGAUGUUCUAUGAUGGGAACCACACAUAUCUCAUUGAGCCGGAAGAAAAUGAGACCUCCCAAGAGGAUUUCCAUUUUCAUUCGGUUUAUAAAUCCAGACUGUUUGAAUUUCCCUUGGAUGAUCUUCCAUCUGAAUUUCAACAAAUAAACAUCAGUUCACCAAAAUUUACUUUGAAACCAAGACCAAAAAGGAGUAAGCGGCAGCUUCUUCGAUAUCCUCGUAACGUAGAAGAGGAAACCAAAUACAUCGAACUGAUGAUUGUGAAUGAUCAUCUCAUGUUUAAAAAACAUCGGCUUUCCGUUGUUCAUACUAAUACCUAUGCCAAAUCUGUGGUGAACAUGGCAGAUUUGAUAUAUAAAGACCAACUUAAGACAAGGAUAGUAUUGGUUGCCAUGGAAACCUGGGCGGCUGACAACAAGUUUGCCAUAUCUGAAAAUCCAUUGAUCACACUACGUGAGUUUAUGAAAUACAGGAGGGAUUUUAUCAAAGAGAAAAGUGAUGCAGUCCACCUUUUUUCGGGAAGUCAAUUUGAGAGUAGCCGGAGCGGGGCAGCUUAUAUUGGUGGGAUUUGCUCGUUGCUGAGAGGAGGAGGCGUGAAUGAAUUUGGGAAAACUGAUUUAAUGGCAGUUACACUUGCCCAGUCAUUAGCUCAUAAUAUUGGUAUUAUCUCAGACAAAAGAAAGUUAGCAAGUGGUGAGUGUAAAUGUGAAGACACAUGGUCCGGAUGCAUUAUGGGAGACACUGGCUAUUAUCUCCCAAAAAAGUUCACCCAGUGUAAUAUUGAAGAGUAUCAUGACUUCCUGAAUAGUGGAGGUGGUGCCUGCCUGUUCAACAAACCUUCUAAGCUUCUCGACCCUCCUGAGUGUGGCAAUGGUUUCAUUGAAACUGGAGAGGAAUGUGACUGUGGGACCCCGGCAGAAUGUGUUCUUGAAGGAGCAGAGUGUUGUAAGAAAUGCACCUUGACCCAGGAUUCCCAAUGCAGUGAUGGUCUUUGUUGUAAAAAGUGCAAGUUUCAGCCUAUGGGGACUGUGUGCCGAGAAGCAGUGAACGAUUGUGAUAUUCGUGAAACAUGCUCAGGAAAUUCAAGUCAGUGUGCCCCUAAUAUUCAUAAAAUGGAUGGAUAUUCAUGUGAUGGUGUUCAGGGAAUUUGCUUUGGAGGAAGAUGUAAAACCAGGGAUAGACAAUGCAAAUACAUCUGGGGACAAAAGGUGAUGGCAUCAGACAAAUACUGCUAUGAGAAACUGAAUAUUGAGGGGACUGAGAAGGGUAACUGUGGAAAAGACAAAGACACAUGGAUACAGUGCAACAAACGAGAUGUGCUUUGUGGUUACCUUUUGUGUACCAAUAUUGGCAAUAUCCCAAGGCUUGGAGAACUUGAUGGUGAAAUCACAUCCACUUUAGUUGUGCAGCAGGGAAGAACAUUAAACUGCAGUGGUGGGCAUGUGAAACUUGAAGAAGAUGUAGAUCUUGGCUAUGUGGAAGAUGGGACACCCUGUGGUCCUCAAAUGAUGUGCUUAGAACACAGGUGUCUUCCUGUGGCUUCCUUCAACUUCAGUACUUGCUUAAGCAGUAAAGAAGGCACCAUUUGUUCAGGAAAUGGG